AUGGAAAGUGGACUUUAUGCAGAGAACUUUUACUGUUUUGUACAUCUAAGUGUCCAAGAAUUUCUUGCCGCUUUGUAUGCUUUUCAUGAAUUUGUGACCAACAACCAUGACUCACUGGGAGACUUUAAACCUAAAUCUUUGAAGAAAGGACAUGUUAGCAACCUGACGGAUUUUCUGAGGACUGUUGUUUCCAAGACCAACAAAAAUGAUAAUGGACAACUAGAUCUUUUUGCACGUUUUGUUUUUGGCAUUUCCACUGAUUCCAGUAACAAUCUCUUGAAUGGUUUCCUGCCUGAAACAAGCAGCAACAGAGAGCACCACAAAGAAAUUAGCCAACACAUUAAAGCACUAAGGUCACAAAAUUUAAGUGCCGAUAGAUGUUUCAACCUUGUACAUUGUCUGGUUGAGAUUGGUGACAAGGACUUUCUGAAGGAGAUAAAGCAGUACGAGAAGGGCCAAGCCAAGAAGUCCCUUACUCCAUUCCAGUGCUCAGCCCUGGCCUACCAGUUAGUCAGAUCAGAGGAAAAGCUGGAGAUGCUUGACCUAAAGCAAUACAGACUGACUGAGGACUGCUACUACAGACUAUCUCCAGCAAUCCCAUACUUCAGGAAAGUGCUCCUAAACUGCAUUGGCAUCUCUAAAACAUUCUGUCCCACAUUGGCUUCAGCACUGUGUGUGCCGAAUGCACGGUUAACAGAACUGGAUCUCAGCAUGAACAGUUUACACUCUGGAAUGUUUCUCCUCCGGAAAGGCCUCUUCAGUCCAAACUGCCAAAUUGAGAAGCUGAAUCUCAGUCACAACAGACUGACUUCAUCAGACGUGGAAGCAAUUCAGGAUGUCCUAAGCAAACCGCACUCAAAACUCAAGGAACUGGACCUGAGCAACAAUGAUUUUAGUGAAUUUGAGGUGAAGGUUCUCUGUAAAGGGUUGUCGUCCCGUAGCCUGCAUGAUCUAAGACUGUCAGGCUGCUCCAUUGACGGUGCUGGCUGUUGUUCCCUGGCUGAAGCUCUUCAGUUGAGUCAAUCAGCCAUUAGAUGCCUGGACCUAACCUACAACAACCCGGGGGAAUCAGUACAGGCCUUAUUGCAUCAGUUAAUGAAUGACCCCAGCUCAGCUCUGCAAGAUGUGAAAAUGGACCAUGGAGGGAAAUGCAGAAUCAAACCAUGGCUCUACAAAUAUGCAGUUGAUCUGACAUUUGAUCAGAACACAGCAAAUGGAUUCUUCAAUAUAUCUAGCAUUGGCACUAAGGAGAACAAAAAAGUAAAGCGUCAGCGCCAGUGUUUCCAGACAUCUUACCCAGAUCACCAGGAUAGGUUUGACCAGUGCAACCAGGUGCUGUGCAGCGAGGGCCUAAAAGGACGUCACUACUGGGAGGUAGAGAAGACCAGCUCAGAAGUGCAUGUUGGUGUGGCGUAUAAAUCCAUCAAAAGAAAAGGCGCCGGAGAAAGUGUCACGCUAGGGAGAAACAGCGCCUCCUGGAGCUUGCUGUGGUCUGAUGGGAAGAGCUCAGCUAGCCACAACAAAAUAGCAGAGGAUGUGUCUGCCGCACCGUCCCGCAAAUUAGGAAUAUUUCUGGACUGGCCAGCCGGCACUCUGACCUUUUACAACAUAAAGGGAACCAUGGAGGAACUGGAGGAGCAGCACCACCUGUACACAUUCCAUACGACUUUCCAGGAGCCGGUUUAUCCAGCUUUUAGGAUUCAGGAACCAGAAACAGCCAUAAUUAUAUGUGACUGUCUGUAACCUCACACAUUCAGAGAUAUUUUAUGUUGUUUUUUGUUGUUUAUUGUGUUUUUAUGUUUAUUGUGUUUUUUAUGUUUUAUGUUUUUUAUGUUUUUUUAUGUUUAUUAACAGAAGUAUGAGUUAUCAUACAGUAAAUGAUUGCCACCAGCAAAUUGAAUAAUUCUUGUACAUUUAAAAAUGACUCGAUGUGAUUUAUAAAUACAAACUAAUGGUGGCUGCAAUGUUCUGCCUCCGUUUUCAGUCUUCGAGACUUAAGGUCUUUUAGACUAGGCACCAACUGGGAACGUUUGGGUCUGUGAAUUAUUGGUAGUCUGAGUAUGAUUGUGUCAGAUGGAACUAAUCAUUUCAUGAAUGCUUAUUGUUGAAGGCAUCUGUUGGUGUUUGUAAAUACAGUCCUGUAAGUUUAAGAA
Molecule: messenger RNA, 2153 nt
Organism: Engraulis encrasicolus (European anchovy)
Lineage: Eukaryota; Metazoa; Chordata; Actinopteri; Clupeiformes; Engraulidae
Product: NLR family CARD domain-containing protein 3-like
Exons: 5
Coding region: 1-1743 (580 amino acids)
Biological process (GO): intracellular signal transduction
Molecular function (GO): protein binding
Source: RefSeq, a predicted model, not a curated record